This is a messenger RNA of Odobenus rosmarus divergens (Pacific walrus), 2195 nucleotides long. It is a transcript of the gene PDE12, whose product is annotated as phosphodiesterase 12. The coding region runs from base 73 to 1899 and encodes 608 amino acids. Gene Ontology annotation, biological process: nuclear-transcribed mRNA catabolic process, deadenylation-dependent decay. The record is from RefSeq and is a predicted model, not a curated record. NCBI's taxonomy places the organism in Eukaryota, Metazoa, Chordata, Mammalia, Carnivora, Odobenidae. Gene Ontology annotation, cellular component: mitochondrion. The transcript is spliced from 3 exons. Gene Ontology annotation, molecular function: 3'-5'-RNA exonuclease activity.
GGAUCCCGGAGCCGGCUGCGGCAGCUCCUCAAUCUUCCUCUGAGGCUUGGCGGCCGCUGGGCCACCAGGUUCAUGUGGAGGCUCCCAGGUUCCCGCGCCGCGCUUCGUGGGGUCCGCACGGCGGUGGAGCGGCACACUCGGGCCGAGGCGGCGACUGAGACAGCGGGCGCCAUGGAGCGCGCUGUAGUGCGCUGUGUGCCCUCGGAGCCUAAGCUAAGCCUGUCGUUCGCGCUGGCCGACGGCAGUCACAAGAACAUGCAGCGCGACCAAAGCGAGCCGCUGGGUCGGGCCCUCAGCCGGAUAGCAACCAAUGCCCUCAAAGGUCACGCUAAGGCAGCCGCCGCCAAAAAGAGCAGGAAGAACCGGCCAAAUGCAAGUGGCGGCGUGGCCUGUGCGGGGCCUGGGCCCGAGCCGGCUGCGGCCUGCGAGCCCGUGGUGAAGCUGUACUACCGGGAGGAGGCAGUGGCUGAAGACGUGCUCAACGUGGACGCCUGGCAGGACGGCGCGGUGCUGCAGAUCGGCGAUGUCAAGUACAAGGUGGAGCGCAACCCGCCCGCCUUCACCGAGCUUCAGUUGCCACGCUACAUCAUGGCCGGUUUCCCGGUAUGCCCCAAGCUCAGCCUCGAAUUUGGGGAUCCCGCCAGCUCCGUCUUCCGUUGGUACAAGGAAGCCAAACCCGGAGCGGCAGAGCCAGAGGGCGGGGGCCCCUCGUCAUUGUCUCCCUCUUCACCCUCUCCCAGUUGGACAGAAACGGGUGUGAACGAGCGCGUCUACACGCCGUCCAAUGCCGACAUCGGGCUCCGACUCAAGCUUCAUUGCACCCCAGGCAAUGGGCAGCGCUUCGGGCCCAGCCGGGAGUUGGAAAGUGUGUGUCCCGUGGAGGCUGGGCCUGGCACCUGCACCUUUGACCACCGGCAUCUCUACACCAAGAAGGUGACGGACGACUCUCUCAUCCGCACGGUCUCUUACAACCUCCUGGCCGACACGUACGCCCAGACUGAGUUUUCGAGGAGCGUCCUGUACCCGUACUGUGCCCCUUAUGCCCUGGAACUCGACUACCGCCAGAACCUUAUCCAGAAGGAGCUCACGGGCUACAACGCUGACCUCAUCUGUUUGCAAGAGGUUGAUCGCAGCGUGUUUACAGAGAGCUUGGUGCCAGCCCUCGAGGCCUUUGGGCUGGAGGGCGUGUUUAGAAUCAAGCAGCACGAAGGCCUGGCUACUUUCUACCGAAAGGCCAAAUUCACUCUCCUUAGCCAGCAUGACAUUUCUUUCCACGAAGCCCUGGAGUCCGACCCACUUCACAAAGAACUGCUGGAGAAACUAGUUUUGUACCCGUCUGCGCGGGAGAGGGUGCUCCAAAGAUCUUCUGUCCUCCAGGUUUCUGUUCUUCAGUCUACCAAGGACUCUUCUAAAAGGAUAUGUGUUGCUAAUACCCAUCUCUACUGGCAUCCAAAAGGUGGGUACAUUCGUCUCAUUCAAAUGGCAGUAGCCUUGGCUCACAUUAGACAUGUCUCAUGUGACCUGUAUGCUGGCAUACCGGUUAUAUUUUGUGGAGACUUUAAUAGUACCCCAUCAACAGGAAUGUAUCAUUUUGUUGUCAAUGGCAACAUCCCAGAGGAUCAUGAAGACUGGGCUUCCAAUGGGGAAGAGGAACGGUGCAACAUGUCCCUUACCCAUUUCUUCAAACUGAAAAGUGCUUGUGGUGAACCUGCUUACACAAAUUACGUUGGUGGCUUUCAUGGAUGUCUGGAUUACAUUUUCAUUGACUUAAAUGCUCUAGAGGUUGAACAGGUGAUUCCAUUACCUAGUCAUGAAGAAGUUACCACCCACCAGGCCUUACCUAGUGUUUCCCAUCCCUCUGAUCACAUAGCACUUGUAUGUGAUUUAAAAUGGAAAUAGACUUAUGUUUAAUGGAAUUUAAGUCUGCUUUAGUAGGAAAUCUAAUAUGAAUCACAGCUUAUGUAUAACCUUCAAAGAGGAAAACUAGACAGAUACAAGGCAAAAUGUUGUUACUCUACUAGUUAUGUUCCAGUGUCUUCAUUACACAACUGUUCAUAUUUGCAGUUUCUCCACUUUUCUUUUUUCCUAUGGUUGAAGGAAAAACAUACAUUUAUGACUCCCAGGAAGAACAUUGAAUUAUUAUGUACAUUUUUAUAAGUACCUUUUUUUUAGCUAGGAAUUAAGAAUUUUGUAAA